Cylicocyclus nassatus is the source of this 1158-nucleotide messenger RNA. NCBI's taxonomy places the organism in Eukaryota, Metazoa, Nematoda, Chromadorea, Rhabditida, Strongylidae. The record is from the annotation of a GenBank genome assembly.
AUGCCUCCAAAAGAGGGUAUGGAACGUAAAAAUCUUUUGGUUGCUAGUGUGAAGAUCUUCAAAUCACAAGGCAAAGCUUUGGCUGAGUAUGCCAAGCCAACCACCAAGUUAUUGUUGUUGGUAACCCAGCCAACACCAACGCCUUCAUCUGUGCCAAAUAUGCUGCCCCAAAAGCGCCUGCUCGUACUCAGAGCAUUGGGUCGUGCGGGCAGGCUGCGAAGCAAGGAGAAGUACAAAGAAAAACUUAUAUUUUCUGAGCUCGAUCGCUUGACUAACAUCGGUCCCAUGAAAGCGAUUACCGCUGGUGGUGCCCAUGGAAUUGUUGCUUCUGGACAUACAGUCAAUGGUUCAAUUUGUGUACUGCAAAGGACGGUCCGGUCAGACAUAAUCACUAGCAGUUUCUUACAAGACGCUCAACAGCUAUGGGCAGUUGGAAGAAGAGAAGAUGAUUCUCACAAAUAUCUCAUCGUAUCUCGUACGCGAUCUUCUUUGAUUCUCGAGUUAGGGGAAGACAUGGUUGAGUUGGAAGAACCGCUUUUUCUCUCGGACGAACCUACCGUAACAGCAGGAGAGAUAGCCGAUGGUGGUCUUGCUGUUCAAGUGACGUCACUACGUGUAGCUUUUGUGGCAGAAGAAAAACAACUUCAACAGAUUGAUUUGGAUUCCAACUUCCCUGUUGUUGCGGCAUCAAUAGUUGAUUCUUACGUGGCUUUACUGACUCAAAACGGGCGCUUGAUGUUGUUCCAUCUUGUUUUGAACCCUACUGUGCACCUACAGGAAAUUGACAUAGCCAACACUGCAUUUGCUAAAAGAACCGUUUAUCAUCGAGCUCCGUUGACUGCACAGUCUAUUUAUCGCGAUAUGAGUGGACUCAUGGCUUGCUCUCAAGAUGAUGCAAGCAUCGCCGAAGGAAGAAAAGCUAGCAGGUUAAGAAAGGCGGCUGCACGCCGAACUCUUGUGGACUCCAUCGACAUUGACCUCUAUGGCGAUGAGGGAUUACCCACUAGUAAUGCCGUCGUUGAUGAGGACGAGCUAUUGUAUGGAGAACCGGCAGGAAAUAAAAAAGGCAUAACCACAUCAUUCAGUGGAGCCUACAUAUUGGCUCGUACUGGCUCGCAACAGCGGGAAGGCCGUAAUCCAACUCUCUACCGGAUAUGA